GACCCUUUCGAUCUCUAGGAAAUCUCGGAAGAUCUAUUCGACCUCAUCCGCCACGGCGAUCUCGUUUGGACAUUUGAUCGAACACCUACUUUGCUUUCUCGACAAACCAAUAAUAUCACUGCUCCGAAUCUACCUUUCUUCUUCUGCUUAUUGUCUAGAGUUUUUUGGUCAACUAACAAAGACCUUUUGAUUCAGAAAUUUUUUGGGAAGUAAUUUCAGAAACCUGAUUGGUAGAAGUAGAACCAGACGAUGCAAUGCAGGUCUGCUAUUCACCAAAAUUGGGAUCUGUGAAUAAGAAUUCAUCCUCUUUCGGUAAUUCGGGUGCUUACACUAGCCCAGGAACUCCUGAUUAUGGUGAUAACGAUGUGGGGGGGUUUCAAAAGGGAUGGUAUUCGGAGAGAGUACCCUUGCCAAGUAAUAGCAGCCGGAGGCAUAUUAGUGCUGCAGCAUUGAUGCCCUUCAAUAGUGGGAGGACACUGCCAUCAAAAUGGGAUGAUGCUGAGAGAUGGAUUACAAGCCCAGUUUCUGGUUUUGGGGUUUGCAAGACUUUAGCUCCGCCACCUCAGAGACGACCUAAGGCAAAGAGUGGACCACUGGGAGGGACUCCUGGGGUUGCUUACUUUUCAAACUAUUCACCUGCUGUGCCAGUUCUUGAAGGUGGAAGUGCCAACAAUUUUCUUGCCGGCUCGCCAAUCACAACUGGAGUCCUAGUGCCUGAUGGCUUACCUUUUCACCAUGGUGGUGUGAUUAGUUCUGCUCACACCGAGUAUGGAAUGGUUCAAUCUGCCAACAUACUGGGAUGGACUGAGUUGUUGAUGGAGUCUUCAUAUUCCGAUUCUCAAGAAGAUAAGCGUGAUGAAAAUGGUGUCUCCCGUGCUAUCUCAAGACGAGAUAUGGCGACCCAGAUGAGCCCUGUUUGCAGCCCUGAAACCUCCCCAAAGGGAGGGAUGUCAAUGUCUAUCGCUCCAUAUAUUCCUCCACCUGUGGAACCUGGCAACCAUCAUUCUGCUAGAUUGGAAGUCAAGGAUGUCCAGGUAGACAAAGGAGCCACUAUGACAAAGCAAUCAAAAAGAAACAGGAUAAAAAUGAAGAAUAACCGAUCACCAGAGGCUAAUGACUUAGCUUUGACAUGGAAUGCUACAGAAGGAGCAAUGAAAUUGUCAAAGCUCCAGAAAGAGGAAGCAAGGAUCACUGCAUGGGAGAACCUGCAGAAUGCAAAAGCAGAGGCAUCAAUUCGGAAACUUGAGAUGAAACUGGAAAAGAAGAAGUCCGCAUCUAUGGAUAAAAUCUUGAACAAGCAUAGAGCUGCCCAAAUGAAAGCCCAAGAAAUGAGAAGGAAUGUAUCAGACAAUGUUGCCGAUCAGGCUCCCAAAAACUUCCGCAAAUUCAGGACCUUACGUAGAUAUGUCACAAAUUCCUUUGGAGGAUGCUUCCGAUGUCAUAACUUCUAGUCCUCUAAGAUCAUCAAAUGAAUCAGCAGGUUUGCAGUCCAAGCAGCUUGUGCAACAGAACCUCGAUGAAUUAGCUAGUUAACGGUAGCCUAGUUAAUGGGGAGCAACUUUCAAGUGUCGGAAUGGCUUCAUGAAGCAUAUGCAAUUAUUGAGACGAUCAGCUGAUGCAUAUAUGAAUAUAGUUUGAAGCCUAGUUUUCGUCAAGUAUCUAGUGAAUCGAUGAAUUUUGUUUGGGCUAGAUCGUCGUUUUGGGAAGGUAAAUAUGUAAAAUCCAAUAUGCAUCAUUGGAGCAAGGUACAUAAUAUCUAUUGUUGCAAACACUAAAACACCUAAUGACAUAUUAUUAAUCCUCAA
Cynara cardunculus var. scolymus (artichoke) is the source of this 1805-nucleotide messenger RNA. RefSeq lists its product as uncharacterized. The coding region runs from base 255 to 1451 and encodes 398 amino acids. Lineage: Eukaryota; Viridiplantae; Streptophyta; Magnoliopsida; Asterales; Asteraceae. The record is from RefSeq and is a predicted model, not a curated record. The transcript has 6 exons.